Molecule: messenger RNA, 1056 nt
Organism: Aspergillus eucalypticola CBS 122712
Lineage: Eukaryota; Fungi; Ascomycota; Eurotiomycetes; Eurotiales; Aspergillaceae
Exons: 4
Coding region: 1-1056 (351 amino acids)
Source: RefSeq, a predicted model, not a curated record
AUGCAGCCUCAAGACUAUGCAGGAAGAAUCCCUAGGGAUUCUUUCAUUAUCUCGAUCUCAGUUCUCCUCGCCCCGGCAGUUCUGGGCGUGCUUAUGCGACUAUUCAUCCGAUUCCGUGUACAGAGACAGAGACUCUCUGUGGAUGACUGGUUGCUUGUGCUGGCUCUUUGUUUCCUACUUGCCAGUAUCGUAAUCAUGUAUCGCAAGGUGAUAGAUCCCAUGUAUCUUCUCGUCGCGAUGGAGCUUGGAAUUAAAGACGUCGCUGUUCCGGCGGAUAUUAUCGAAGUGGGCUAUGUGUACCAUGAGUGGAGUGCAAUUUGCCUGACAGUCUCUUGGUGCGCUUUCGGUGCUGUUAAGCUAAGCUUCCUCUUUUUCUUCAAAAAGCUCAUCGACCGAAUCAAGCCUUGGCAGAUCUACUGGUGGGCGAUUACGGUAUACACAGCUGCGGUUCUCAUCUACGGCUCCUUGAUUUUUUUCCUCAGCUGCCCCUAUUACUAUGACAUGAGGCAAUUUACUUGUUCAGUAGGGUCAAAGAAGGGUAAGGUGGUGGCAGAAUCCAUCAUCCUCAUGGUGCUGGAUACCCUGGGAGAUUUUCUGAUUCUCGCAAUACCCGUCAAUAUCAUUUGGAAAAUCCGAGUGCGAUGGACUCAAAGAAUCAUUCUCACGUUGUCCCUCUGCCUAACAGUUGUCAUGAUUAUACUAUCAAUCGUCAGAGUUUCUGGACUAGUCUACCGCGAUAUAGUCGACACUGUUUGGGAAACAUACUGGCAGUUUCUAAGCGCCGAGGUGGGAGUUUUCCUAGCAGCGGCAGUUUCAUUCCGUUCCUUCUUUGUGGCGCAAAAUCGAACACUCUCGCCCCCUCCAUUCUCAGUGAAAAGGUUUUUGCAGGAGUCUUUCUCAUCGCCAAAGCGGCGCCAUCCAGAUAACAUGUCUAGCACUUGGAUCUAUGGCAAUGGCUCUGAGAUGGAAGUGCUGGCAAGCCGGUCUACAACAAGAGAAUUUGACGUCUAUGGAACCCAGCGACAUGUGGACGUUGAAGCUCGCUCGGCCUGUUAG